AUGCACCCAUUCAUCGUUUUGGAAAAUCUGCCAUUUAUGGCUUUAACCACUACUUUAAUUUUCGUCGUUGCGAAGAUAACCCCCGAAAAUAUCUAUUUGUGUAUAGGAUUUAUCACCAUAUGGUUCUUCUUAUGGGACGUAAAGCGAAAAAAUGCCGUUGAAAAAAACUCUCGUGAAACUAAGAUCAACACUACUAUUGCUGAACAAAUCAGCAAGAUCAAAUUUGAAAUAAAUUCCCGUGCUUGGGCCGAUAGUAAAACAGUUAAUAGUGUUAAUACUUCAUCGCCAGAGAUCGGCCGACACGAAGCUAUGGCUUCUCCUAAGUAUCCAAAGACACAAGGGAAGUUCUCACCGCCAGAGAUCGGCCGACAUGAGAAACUUCAGCAAAAUCAAUAA
Molecule: messenger RNA, 396 nt
Organism: Funneliformis caledonium
Lineage: Eukaryota; Fungi; Glomeromycota; Glomeromycetes; Glomerales; Glomeraceae
Source: the annotation of a GenBank genome assembly